AUGGAUGAAGGCUUAAAUAAAGAAGCAACUGCAUAUACUUUACAGAAUUCCUCGGAAGCUUUGCUUUCUAUUCAGCGAUUAGAUUUUAAAACAAGUUUUCUGGAAGUAGUCGAAGAAUUGCGUAUGAGAAGAGAGGCAGAAAUUCAUGAUGAGAAGCAAAUUAGCAAGUUUAUUAUUGAAAAACAGGAACUUGAGUGGCAAAAGGAAGCUCUUCAAUAUCAGAUAGAAACAUUAAACAAGCAGCAUUCAGAAGCCAUGACAACCUUUAAAAAACAGUUUCAAGCAAGAAUAUUGGCUGUUGAAGAAGAAAAGGGGAGGUACCUACUUGCCGAAGAAUCAAAAGAAAAAGAAAUCGAAGGACUGAAGGAAACAUUAAAAAUGUUACAGAUUUCAAAAUACACUUUACAAAACAAGCUUAAUGAAAUGGAACAAACAUUACAAUUACACAUGUUGGCCAAAGAAGAUCAUCAGAAGAGCCUGAACGAAGUAGAAAAAUGCUAUGCAGUUAUUACAUGUCAAUUUGGAACAAUAAAAGAAGCACAUGAGAGACUGGAGCAGAAUGUUGUAGAAGCAAUCCAGCUCAAUAAGAAAUUGAUAGCAGUGAAUAAAAGGCAAGAAUCUGAGAUAGAUAAUUUAAAAGAGGAACUGAAGAAAGUCACUGCAGACUUGAUAAGGUCUAAUGUCACUGGCCAGCACAGAGCAGGAGAAGAAAAUCUCAGUCUAAUAGCAAAGGAACAGGAGUUACAAAAGCUGCAGCAAAAACUGUCAAUGGCAACUGAAUUAAAGACAAAAAUCACUGAAGAAAAUGAACACCUUAAAAAAGAGAAGCAGACCCUUGAAAGAGAUAAUGAGCUGCAAAGGGAGAAGGCAAAAGAAAAUGAAGAAAAGUUCCUUAAUCUUCAGCAUGAAUAUGAGAAAGCUCAAGCAACUUGGAAAAAUGAAGAUGAACAGUUGUCUACUGAAAGUGAAAUGCACAGCAAUCAAAAAGAAAACAAAUAUGCCCAAGCAACAACAGAAAUUUCUAAUGAUCUCGAAUUAGAAAAAAUGAGAGGAAAAAAUACUGUAACUUGCUCUUUGGAUUCUGAUGAAAUACACAUGGAACAAAAUUACGCAGAUAUAAAUGCAGGGGAAGUGAAUUCAAUCCAUGUUGAAGCUUUAAAUUGCCUUGAAAAUUGUGUGAAUGAAAAUGAUAUAGCUUGUCUUUGCAAACAAAACCAAAGGGAGGCUUCUGAAAGCAAACCCCUCUGCAUGCUCAGUUUCAUUACUCCAGGGCUGACCUCUGGGUCAUGUGUUGCUGAGUGUGAAAAAGCAGCUGCUAAUGAAAGAGAAGACGAAUUUUUGUCUGAUGAAAUACAUGCGAGAGUAGAAAUUAAGCUCCCAAACAGGUGCCACUCCAUGGUACCAGUCAAAGACCCCAAGAUGCUCCCCAAACCACUCAUUUCCAAGACAAAUGAAAACAUCAGCAAUGCAACCCAUGAAGGUUCCUUCACAAGUAAACCACUUGAUAAAGAUUCCAAAGUGCAGGACAACAACGCUAGGGAGAAAACGACAAACAACCACACUAAGACUAAAGUUAAUUCUGGCACCCUGUCACAGAAAAUACAGCAUAGUCAACCUACCUUCUACAGCUAUGGCUUGCAGCAGUCUAGUGAUAUCAGUAAAGCUGAAACAACUCACAGCACUGAUUGCGUAACCUCUAACAACCAUUUAUGCAAACAGAUUAAUACUUCCCAUGAAGAAAUACAUAUUGGUGAUCCAUGCAAAAAUAAUAAAUGUGAGCUCCACAGUACUGGCAACACACCAGAGAACAUUCCACAUUUGCAUGCUUCUGUUUAUAACAGUUUAGUUUUGAAUAUUCAUGUUGCCGGUGAGGACAACACCAAUAAUACACCUCUGGAAGGGAACUUAACUGUGAAUGCUGCAGAACUAUCUAAACAUAUUGAUAUAAAUGAGAGGCCAAACAAACAGUUAGAAGAAGACAGUUUGAGACUGCCAGAAAUGACUACAGAUGUACCUAAGCAUACAAAUGAAGUUUUGCCUCUCAGCACUGAAAAUGAGUCUCAGGCUGUAGAUCUGAAAAUGGAAAAAAUUACCAGAAAUAAACAAAAAGAAUUCCAUGCUUUGAAAACUAUGCGUGAACAAUUUCUUGUAGUGUAUGAUAAAGAAACUAUAGUGCUAAAUGAUAAGGAAGAAUCAUUAUGCAGUACAGUUAAAGGGAAAAUGACCGAGGAAGAAAACAUGGAGGAAUUUUGUUCUUUAUCCAUAAAGUCAUCUGGCGAUUUAUUAAAUGAAAAUGGAAAAUCAUCCUUUGAUCUGCCGAGUAAGGAUAAAACUGUAAAAAUUUCAGCACGCUUAGAUUUACCAAGAGGAUGUCAAGGUGAAAGUCAGAUUGUGUCUGCUUCAGCUUCCAAAAUGCCUUUCUUUUUGAAAGAACAACUAAGUACUCAAGAAAUAAAAAAUACUCAUUCAAGAAAAAUUGGUGAAAAUAUGAACAUGAAAAGUGCUGAAAAAAGAGAAAAAACAACUUCUACCAGCAUGACUAGAGUUGCUGACACUUUGAAUUCUGAAAGUAUCAAUCCAGGCCUCAAGAGAAAUCCUACUGACGAAUGGAAUGCAAUAGCAAAGACUUUUUAUGAACCUUAUUUUCCCACAGAAUACGCCAAAACACAGUGUCCCUCAGGACUGCAACAGAAGUCUUCUCAACUCAUCUUUGAAGAAAGCACGCUUCUGUUAAAUCAGAGCCCACACAACAGUGAAGGAAAAGACUGGAAUUCCCAGAAUGUUUCCAUAAAAACAAAACUCAACAACAUUGAAAAAUUUCUGUAUUUGGAAAAGUACUGUCAGCCAAGAAAAAGAAAGUAUGAGGAUGACCCAGAAAAAGCAAUGACAGCCAAUACAGCAGAAAUGUAA
Molecule: messenger RNA, 2910 nt
Organism: Euleptes europaea (tarantolino)
Lineage: Eukaryota; Metazoa; Chordata; Lepidosauria; Squamata; Sphaerodactylidae
Gene: CCDC73
Product: coiled-coil domain containing 73
Exons: 15
Coding region: 1-2910 (969 amino acids)
Source: RefSeq, a predicted model, not a curated record